This is a messenger RNA of Tetrahymena thermophila SB210, 372 nucleotides long. RefSeq lists its product as hypothetical. Lineage: Eukaryota; Ciliophora; Oligohymenophorea; Hymenostomatida; Tetrahymenidae. The transcript is spliced from 4 exons. The record is from RefSeq and is a predicted model, not a curated record.
AUGCAACAAGUUAUAGAGCGCAGCAAAAAAAAUGAUUUAUUUAAAUUUUUAGACAUGCCACUACAAAUGAAUAGAGAACCAAGCAAAUAAAAAGUACCUAUAACAGAUUUUAAAUCAGAUAAACCAGAGAAAGACAUAGAAAUUUUGAAAAAUAUUGAAAAUUUUGAUGAUUAUUGCACAGAGUUUUCAAAAUUCGAAAAAUAAAUGAAUGCAAAGUACAAUAGCUGGAAGCAAAAUUAAAAAUAAAUUUCACCAAAGAACACUUAAUAGCCAGAAAAAGUUGAAAAGGAAAGUCCACAUAAACAAAGAAUGGCUUUAAAUAAUUCAAUAAUAAGAAAUUAAAUAAGAAACAAUUACCAACUAGCAGUUUGA